Ectocarpus sp. CCAP 1310/34 is the source of this 4835-nucleotide messenger RNA. NCBI's taxonomy places the organism in Eukaryota, Phaeophyceae, Ectocarpales, Ectocarpaceae. The record is from the annotation of a GenBank genome assembly.
GGGCAGAAGGUGGUUGGUUCGAUGCGCUCCAACUCGCGAGAGAACACAACCGUGGUCGCUACCAUUAGCGCUGAUGGUCACACCUGGGCACCAGCCAUUAUCUUUAAAGGGCAACGACUUCAGGCCGAUUGGUUUGUUGAGGGAAACGGCCCGGAGGGUGCGAGGUACACCUUUACGGAUUCUUCGUUUAUGCAGGGAGACGUAUUCAUCGCCUACUUGAAAGAUUUCCACAAGCAGCUCGCUCGGCGACCGAGGGUUGCUCGACGGAAAACCCCACAUACUCUUGCUCGAUGGACAUGCAUCACACGUGAGCGUGGAGGUAAUCAGACUGGCCAUGAAUCUCAAAAUCAUCUUGUUCCAGCUAUCCUCCCACACGUCGCACAUCACCCAGCCCUUGGAUGUCGUCGUCUUCGGACGCUUUAAGAAGUCGGUGACCAGAGUUUUGGCGUCCUUCUACCACAACUCCGGCGGGUUGUUGCCGCUGAAACGCGACGUGCCCGGCGUGAUCGCGGAUGCUUGGAAAUUGAGCUUUCCGCCGGAGAUAAAUAAAUCAUCACUCGCUGGGGCGGGCUUGUGGCCUGUGAACAAGGAGCGGGCGCUGGGCCGGCUGAAGGGCACAGUGAAAAAGAAAGAGCGGCGAGACGAGCGCCCACCCCAAUAGGAUGUCCCCAUCGCCGCCCUCAACGAGCAGCUGGAAAACGACUUCGGAGAAAGGGCCCUCAGGGUGCUGAGGGGGCAAGCGCACACCGUCACGGCAAUCCAAAUAGGCACGGCGAUACUCGAUAACCUCUUGACUCAAAGGAAGCGCGCGAAGAAGAUGGCGACCUCGCGGAGCGCGCUUGGCCUUCCGGACGGAGGCAACAUUUCCGCGCCUGAGUUCCUGGACGCUGUUGCCGAAAAAGAACGCGCAGACAAGGCGGAGACCGACGCGAAGGCUGCGAGGUGGAAAGUCCGCAAAGAGAAGGGGGCAGAAAAAGAGGCCGCGGAGCUGUUGCGGCAGGCGCGCAUGGCCGAUGGAGGAAGGGGACGGGGACGGGGUGGGAGCGCGUGGCCGGGUGGGGGGGCGCGGCCGGGUGGCUGGAGCAGAAGGGACAACUUUUUCGGAAUGUCAGCCAGCGCCUUCCGUGUCCCGGGUUGGACAACAACGGACGCCCACACCCGUUGUCGACGUGUAGCCGUAUGGAUAUUUCUCACGUGUCCUGACAGGUUCAGAUUUGAAUCGAACACGCCCAAAAGGUCGUAAAGUUGUACCCGGAAUCGAUAUGCACCCUGUAGAACGUCGCAUGUGGCUCGUAGGCUAUGCGACGGCGAUUUUAGGGCGUGCCAGCACCGGGGGGGUAGGAUGCACAGGUCUUGAACCCAACCCGGGGAUGUCAUCAUUUUGUCCCCGGGUGACCUUUGUGUGUGUUUUCUUUUUCUUUUUGCGAUACCCGUUUUUCACUCAUGCUUACAGGUUCCCUCAGAAGCACCCGUCGCGGGGGUGCAAAGGUGUUUUGAAACUACGGUUGUUUUCGGCGUUACUUCUUACCGUAGCGGCAAGCCUAAAAUCGGGAAAAAGUAUCCUUAUUUGACCUUUAAUAUGUCAUCAGGUUUGCUCCAAUGGGCGUGGAAUUGUGCGUACAGUCGAAGCAUACCCUGUAGAACGUCAUGUGGUUCGUACCCUAUUCGAUGGUGACGUUCGUGCUUUCCUGUACCGGGGGGGGGAGGGAUGCACAGGUUUUGACCGAAACCCCGGGGACGCGGUGGUUCUGUCCCCGGGGUGGCUUUUUUUUUUCUCAACAUGUCUCUCACUCAUGUUUAAAGAUCCCCUCCAAAGGUUUUGUCGUGGGGAUGAAUGAGUGUUCCUCAAUGGUGGAUACAGUUUGGCGGUGUUCGGCGUGAAAUCUUACCGUUAGAAGCAUGCUAAAUCAGGAAAAUGUACCCAUAUUUGACCAAGCACCAUUUUACGUAGACAACUCAUUUGGCCGUGAUUUGUUUUUCUCGAGUCGUCUACUGACUAGAAUAACACAUUUAUGCACCACACUGGUUGUUCUGCCUCGUUUCGAACGCACAGAGCACGCAAUACAGGUCACGGAGGGAAAGUACCAUCCCUACCGAUUGUGUCGAAAACCCGGGGAUACGUCAUUUUCAUCCCCGGAAAUCUAUCAUUUUUGUCAUUUCUUACUUUUUCUUCAUUCCUAUUGUAUUUUACGCAUGUCCACCAAAUCUUGGGCUUUGAAAUGCUUUCAAACGUACGAAAUCAACCAAUGAUGAAAGUGGCCUUUAAUACCCCCAGGGGUAAUUUUCUCUCAAAAUAGCGCCUGCAGCUCAGGUCUACGGCUCCACUCCUACCUCGUCACCGUCGGCCAUUUUUUUCUUUUUUCGUAGGUAGUCGGGGAGUAAUCUUACCUAUCGCACGAUACCAAAAUAUCAUCGAAAUUCGAUUUCCUGCUCAACAACGAGCUCUUAGCACACGGGGUGGCUUAAGUGGCCUUUAAUACCCGCCUCUACUGUAGAUCGGAACAAAACGUAGAGGUGCUGCUUUAAAUGGCGAACUCCCCACAUGUCCACAUGUCCACAUGCAUGUACUCCAACCAACUGCCCAACCUAGCUCCCUGGCCACUCCCCAGCCCCGGCGGUAGUCGUACGCUCUGAACGACCCCGCACUCCGGGCAGGGUACCUGGUUGACCGGCCUCGAGGUAGUAUCUACAGUAGUGCCGGGCCCGUGAAGACUGCCGCCCGGCAGUGUUCAGAUUCCGUCGGGGUUGGUUGUUGAAUAUUUUUUGCGGAUGUGACAAGGACCUGUUUUUGUAUCCUUGUAGUUGAGAACUGGAACACCCCGGCUUGCUGCCGUUGGGAGUUGGCCGACGUCAAUUAUUAGACGGAUUCCACCUCGGGAAAAAACGCACGAAAAAAACGUGCUUCGCCAAAAAAACGUGUUUCGAGGUUCCGUCGCGCCUUUUCGUACGAAUUUCUGCAGUCCAGCUCGUCUGUUUUUUUUUUUCCAUUUGGUGCGUUUUUUUUGCGCGUUUCAAAAAAAAAAACUUCAUGCGCGCACACGCACACAUCCACCUUACCGCACGACACGUACUCCGAGAGCAUAGCUAUCAAUCCCUGAGGCAACUGGUGUGGAACCGGCACGCGUUGGGGUCAUUUCCGGUGAACGUGCUGGGGGCGUGCGUGGUGGGCGUGGUUGGGACAGCUUUUCACCCGCAACAGUGACCGCGGUAGCCGCCUCUCCUACGGCGGACUUCGUGUGCAUCCCCGCCCCUUGAGGGAGGUAGCGAGUCAUCAGUCACACCAGCGGUCAAGUGCUUGGAAGUCAUGGUUAGCACAGUUCAGCCGGCGGCGGGAUUCGAGUUGGGAGCGUGGUUUGAGUUGGGAACGCAUUGGAGUUGCCGCAUUGCCACUACCGCCAGGACGAGGAAAAAGCUCCCCUUCUCCAGCCACCGCACAUAGCAGAGCCGCCGUAAUAAUCUGCAUGAUUUAGCCAUGACUCUCAUGCCGAAUCUUACCACGCUGUAGGCGCGCCAUUUGCUUCAGGACGUCAACGCGCGUCUCAGCAUCACGCCAAAUCACACCGCCGCGUGUUCCGUGUUUUGCGGAAAAAAAAAAAAAAGAGGGGGUACUGAUGUCCGAAAAAAUAUCAAGAGCACGGGGGUGGGUUCCAACCGGCACUAGCGGGGAGACAGCGAAACACGAUUUUUCAACCGUCACUUUCCGAAACGCGUUUGUCCAAACACGUUUUUUUCGUGCGUUUCUUAGGUGGAAUCCCUAGAUUUACUCGGGGAGAUGGGGGUCGUUGUUUGAUUUGUUUGUUUCCGCCUGGUCUUGUAGUAGAUCUGUACAUAACAACAUAUUCGCCUGAUUGAGAGCGUAGCAUCUGAUUGAGAGCGAGAUUGCGCGAUACGCUGUAGCCGGACUACCACUGAGAGGUGGAGCUUGCUGUGUAGCUUGAAUUGAAGGGCUAGCCCGUAGCUUCAAGCCGCUACCCUGGUCAUCCUGUGGGAGUCUCUCGUUGUGGAGCUACAGCGGGGAGCAGAAGCUACAGCAGAGCCCACCGCCCGACGCGAUACCGCCCUGAAACAGUUUGAGCAGAAAUAGCCAAUCUGGGCAAAUCUAGCAACUUGUCUAGCUCCUCGCUGCAGCAUCCGAUGACGAUGACACGCAUAUGCUCGCGAAGCUGCUGAUGAGACCUUCAAUUUGCACCGCUUCUUGGAAUAGCCCGUCCCCUACUUGCCAAGAAAUGGCAAGAGGCGUCUGGACCCGAAAUUUCAAUUUUUUUGGCUCUCGCUCUCAAUCAGAUACUUCGCUCUCAAUCAGGCGAAUAUGUUGUUACAUUUCGCCAGAUUUAGCGCUUCUGUUGUUGCGUUGGGAUGGAAAUCCAAAGCAACGCAGGAAGUUGUCAGCUGAGCAAGAAGCCACAGACGCCCAACCUGAUUUUGUGCACCCACCCCAUGGAAACGAUGCCAACCAUGUGCUACAGAAAAACAUCCGCGUCUCAGUCGAAGCAAUAUUAUUUGCGUGGAACAAAAGUCCUGUCGAGGAAUCCGUCUGUGCGCCACGCGAAAACAAUGGACAACAUAUUAAAGAGCUACUACUGUUAGUGUUUUUGGUGUUCCCACCGAUUCAUCACCCCAUCUUUCCCACCAUGCCCAUUCUCCGCCGCCCUCGACCGUUUCCACACAACUUCCGACUUCUCACGACCUCUGAUCAACCUCCACCCGGCGGUAUAUCUAGAUUCCUUGCCCUCAAGAUCCGGACGGCUCUCUCUUGGCAGUCCCCGUGGAGUCUUGACGCUCUGUCGCCGUAGCCGGGAGCAAAGCGCGUGCAGAGCCGUGUCGCCCAGGCCUAG